Fusarium graminearum PH-1 is the source of this 2352-nucleotide messenger RNA. RefSeq lists its product as uncharacterized. The record is from RefSeq and is a predicted model, not a curated record. Lineage: Eukaryota; Fungi; Ascomycota; Sordariomycetes; Hypocreales; Nectriaceae. Bases 151 to 1917 code for a protein of 588 amino acids. Gene Ontology annotation, molecular function: transcription cis-regulatory region binding; DNA-binding transcription activator activity, RNA polymerase II-specific. The transcript has 3 exons. Gene Ontology annotation, cellular component: RNA polymerase II transcription regulator complex.
CCCCUCCUACGUGAGCCUGGUUUGGCAGAGAGCUUGCUUGGAUUUGGUGUCCAAUCUGUAGCGUCCUAAAACUCACUUCUUCCGAUUUCAAAUAAUUUUCCAUCCUUCGCGACACUCUUCUUCUACGAGCCUCACAGCCCAUCACUCGCGAUGGCUUCUACCGGCACUGGAGGCACUUUGCCACCCAACUUUCUUUUGACCCCGCAACAGCAGAACCUUCUCUUUGCUGCUCUCAACUCCAAUAAGCAGCAGCUUGCUGGUUCUACCGCCAACAACGCUGUGUCUGCCCCGAACAACUCUUUCCGCAACUCCGCCAGCCAACAAAAGCCCGCUCAGGCCUCAGCUUUCCAGGAGAGUCCCUUCCUCGACAACUAUGACUAUGACUUUGGCGACUCUGGCUUUGAUUUCUCUUUUGCCAGCGAGGAUCAGCCAUCUAUGAUUGGAGACCUUCCUGGUACCACCGCCGAUUCAACAAACAAUGCCGCAUCGGUAGCUUUGUCCGACUCUUCAGAGACCGAGACUCCCGAGAAACGCAGCUACCCAGAUGAUGAGGACGAUGAAGACAGCCCAGGUCAAGAACACAAGCGUCGCGAAAGCUCCGGCAAGGUUCCCAAGAAGCCCGGCCGUAAGCCUCUUACAUCCGAGCCUAGUUCGAAACGUAAAGCUCAAAACCGAGCUGCUCAGCGUGCUUUCAGAGAACGCAAGGAGAAGCACCUGAAAGAUCUCGAGACAAAGGUUGACGAGUUGGAAAAGGCUUCCCAGGCCGCUAACCAUGAGAAUAGCAUGCUGCGAGCACAGGUUGAGCGUAUGACGGCUGAACUCAACCAGUACAAGCAAAAGGUCACUGUCAUGUCAACCACCAAAUCUCUGCCUCGAGAAAAGGUUCCCUUUGGUAGUGCUGCUGUUAGCAACCUUGGCGAUGUUAACUUUCAGUUCGAAUUUCCCAAGUUUGGCAUGCUCCCAGGCCCUCCUACCAAUAAGCCUAAAGGAUCAUCACCUACAAGCCCAGACCAACAAAAGGCUUCUUACCCAAGCCCCAACAACAACAUGAAUAAUAACGCGCAAUCGGCACAACAAUUCAAGGACGAUUUAGCCAAGUUCUCGGGUGUUUUUAGCCCUUCCAUGUCAAGUUCGGCCACCAACCCUUCCCGCACAAGCGUCGACUCUGGAAACUACAGCAUCAACGGCGCCUCAAGCUCCCCAUCUGCUUCAUCGCAUUCAAACACUGGUCCCAGCUCUUCUUGUGGUACCUCGCCUGAACCCUUCAACCAGUCGCCUAUGGGUUUCAAGCCUGUUGAUACGAUGACUACCAUCGGUGAGGAACAGUCCGGCCAGAACAAUGCUAGCCAAUUCGGCAAUGUCGAUCUCAACAGCACCAACUUUGACUGGCUUUCGCAACAGAACGGUGGACAAUUCGACCCACAACUCUUUGGCGAUUACCGCGAGCCUCAAGCCAAUGUUUUGUCCAACCCAUCGUUUGACGACUUCUUCAACGAUGCUCUUGACAGUGAUUUCUUUACUCCUUACAACAUGGCACCCAACAGCCCCAAUGCUCAGGCGAACAACCAGCACAAGAAGGCUUCCAAUCUGAUCGAUCAGAUUGAUGCUCAGAAGGAGUCUUGUGACGACGAGCCCCCCAAGAAACAGAACAUGAACUGCAAUCAGCUUUGGGAGAAACUCCAAGCUUGUCCCAAGGCACAGACUGGCGAGUUCGAUCUGGACGGUCUUUGCUCCGAGCUUACCAAGAAGGCCAAGUGCUCUGGCACAGGGCCCGUGGUGGCGGAAACCGACUUUGACACCAUUCUUCAAAAAUACAUGGGCAAAGAUGUUUCCAGCAGUUGUGUUGCUGAGAAGUUGGGUGUAGAACUUUCGUCUACGAAGCCCAAUUCGGAGGCGCACCUUGGUCUAUCAGCUUGAGACCGGGCUUACCAACAAGAUCCGGCUGUACACUACGAACCUCGGCAACAUACCCAGCUACCAGCUACACAAUGAUUACGGCGUUUACAACAGAAAGGAAGGAAACGGAAAACCUAGGGGAUUCCGGCGCUUGAUUUGUCACUAUCAGAGAUGGAAUUGAAAUGCAUGGAAAGGAGAAUGGGAUUACCCAAAGGCAUAUUGAUGUAUUAUGCCUACAAACUACCGGCUUUUAAGCUCAAGCUUGAGGCUUUUGAAGGUUUUUAUUUGAAGUUUGCUUUGGACAGGGGUCUUUUGCUGUUAUGAAUAAUUAUGACUUGAUUCUUGUUCAAUUUCUAGGUAAAUGGUUUAUUAAGAAAACGAUAUGAAUCUGCAUUGGCGGAAGUGCACUACUAUACACGUGUAUGCAUAUGAGGGACAAUUCACUAUUCCUUUUGA